ACUACAAACAUCACAACUUGUUGAGCACCAUCAGAACUAACAUCGCAGAUCCAUCACCAUGUUUUGCAAAUUCAUCUUCGUUGCUGUUGUGGUAGCGGUAGUAGCUGCAGGCGAAUACGAACAUCAUGACUACCAUUCGCAUCCCAGCUACAAGUUCGAGUAUGGCGUGAAGGACCCGCACACCGGCGAUCACAAAAGCCAGUGGGAACAUCGGGAUGGAGAUGUCGUCAAGGGAGCCUACACUCUGCAUGAGGCCGAUGGAACUGAGCGAGUGGUCGAGUACUCGUCCGACAAGCACAACGGAUUCCAGGCUCAUGUGAAGCGUGUGGGUCAUGCCCAUCACCCGGAAGUCUAUGGACAUCAUGAGGGAGGACACUCGUACGGCGGACACGGUCACGGACAUGCCAGCAGCUACGCCAAGCUUAAUCAGCACCAUUAA
This is a messenger RNA of Anopheles stephensi (Asian malaria mosquito), 439 nucleotides long. Its product is annotated as cuticle protein 19-like. Gene Ontology annotation, cellular component: extracellular matrix. The record is from RefSeq and is a predicted model, not a curated record. The coding region runs from base 59 to 439 and encodes 126 amino acids. Lineage: Eukaryota; Metazoa; Arthropoda; Insecta; Diptera; Culicidae. The transcript has 2 exons.